Ceratina calcarata is the source of this 1586-nucleotide messenger RNA. RefSeq names its product interleukin enhancer-binding factor 2. The record is from RefSeq and is a predicted model, not a curated record. Gene Ontology annotation, biological process: positive regulation of DNA-templated transcription. Gene Ontology annotation, cellular component: catalytic step 2 spliceosome. Gene Ontology annotation, molecular function: double-stranded RNA binding; DNA binding. Bases 145 to 1296 code for a protein of 383 amino acids. NCBI's taxonomy places the organism in Eukaryota, Metazoa, Arthropoda, Insecta, Hymenoptera, Apidae. The transcript has 4 exons.
UCUCCUCGGUGGUAGAGGUGGUAGAUCGUAGCAUCAUAUUUGUUGUACAUACAGUUGCAUACAGUUAAAUUUGCUGUUAAAUAUUGUGAAGCAGUAUAUCGAAUAUAUCAUCAUUCAUUCAUUUUUCUAGCUCUUUGACGUAAUAUGGUACGAGGUGGUCGCGGCGGAAUGAUCAGAGGAGGUCGAGGAGGUAUGGGCCGUGGGAUGGGUUUCCCCAGGAAGCAAUUCCUUCCACGGCAUCCGUUCGAUUAUACUUUGUGCGAAGCAGCGUUUCCACGCGUUAAACCUGCUCCUGAUGAAUCGGACUUUCAAAUGGCACUCUUGAAAAAGAACACGGACAUGUGUCCCACGGCAAAGGAACAAACUUCUAUCUUGAACCUUGUAACUAAGUUACAGAGUGUGCUGGACAAUUUGAUAGUUGCUCCAGGCAGCUUCGAAGCUUGCCAAUUGGAGGAAGUGAGACAGGUAGGAAGUUUCAAGAAAGGAACGAUGAUUAAAGGUCACAACGUAGCAGACAUCGUAGUGAUUCUUAAAACCCUCCCUACCAAGACGGCAGUAGAGGCUCUUGGUACAAAAGUUAACAACGACCUCAAAAGUGUGAAUCCUAAAGAAGUGUUUAGGCUCGUUCAUACGGAACGCGGUUUCGAUAUCGGCAAUAAUGAAGCCACGGUUCGUGUGCUCAUCACCACGUUACAUCAGAACUUGAGAAAAUUAGAAUCCGAUCAACACUUGGACGUAAAGAUCUGCCAGGGCCAUCUCGCCGCUAUCAGACAUUCUCGAUGGUUCGAGGAGAACGCGCAUCACUCCAGUAUAAAAGUGUUGAUCAGACUGCUAAGAGAUCUGAGAAACAGAUACGAUGGUCUGGAUCCGUUGUCCCCUUGGAUGCUGGAUCUACUGGCGCACAACGCUAUAAUGAAUAAUCCGAGCAGACAAGCAUUGCCGAUCAACCAGGCGUAUAAACGAGUUCUCCAGCUGCUAGCUUCGGGACUCUUCCUACCAGGAUCCGCCGGUAUCUCCGAUCCAUGCGAGAGCGGUAAUAUACGAGUACACACGGCCAUGACGUUGGAACAACAAGAUCUAGUCUGUCUCACUGCUCAAACGUUGCUACGAGUGCUAGCUCACGGAGGCUACAGACCGUUGCUCGAGGGUACCAACAAACUGGCCGUGGAAAUGAGUGUGUGGGCCGGUGGCGUGGUCGCUAGUCCUUUGGACAAAGCCUACGAACCUCCCACGGAACAGGAACAGCAAGAAGACAUGGACGAGAGCAACGAGGAAAUGAUAACGGAGAGCGGUUAAUUCUUUAUUUAUCUAAUUAAUAGUUUAAUUUUCUUUAACGCUCUCGUGCAAGGGGCAGGCAUUUUUUGACAAUGACAAUGACGAUUUACUCAUGAUAUCGAUUGUUCGAUACAAAAGUUCGAAUUUAGUAUUGCAUAUAAAUCGUACGAUGUUUCGUAAGCAGUGUGAUCGAUAUGUUUUUACGCCAUGUAAUUGAGUGUAGACCCCUACUUCUUUCCAAAUGCAACUGAGGACCCUUUAUGUAUUUUCAUGAAUAAGAUCCGAGACGUGUUUACGUCUCAGCAGUACAA